GAAUUGGGGAAGAAACUGUUGAAACGGCGGCGAGUUCAGAAACGAGAGAAGAACAAGAAGAAACAUCGAAUCAUCGGCGCCAUCGUGGACCAGGGUCUCAUCACGGUCCAUCACCUGAAGAAGAGGAGGUCCAGCCCCAGAGCAAACAUCACCUUGUCUGGGAAGAAGAAGAGGAAACUUGUGAAGCAGCUGCAGCACCUGCAGAAGGAGAAGUCUGCCAUGGAAGCUGAAGCUACAGCAGAACCACAGAAGAAGAGCUCAUCAUCAUCAUCAGCUGCCAUGAUGAAGAAGAAGAAGAAGGCGGAGUCUGCAGACCCAGGUGACGUGGAGAUGGUUGAUGUGGAGUGAUCUCAGACCACCUUCGGUUCUGGACGAGUCCAAAACCCACCAGACCCCUGACAGGAAGUUCUACAGAGACCAACAGAGACCACAGAACCUGACUGGGUCAGAACACCUGGAGCUUCACAAUCCAUUAAACAGAAGAAACAUCA
Austrofundulus limnaeus is the source of this 491-nucleotide messenger RNA. It is a transcript of the gene c4h11orf98, whose product is annotated as chromosome 4 C11orf98 homolog. The record is from RefSeq and is a predicted model, not a curated record. NCBI's taxonomy places the organism in Eukaryota, Metazoa, Chordata, Actinopteri, Cyprinodontiformes, Rivulidae.